Molecule: messenger RNA, 1491 nt
Organism: Tremella mesenterica DSM 1558
Lineage: Eukaryota; Fungi; Basidiomycota; Tremellomycetes; Tremellales; Tremellaceae
Exons: 12
Coding region: 1-1491 (496 amino acids)
Biological process (GO): transmembrane transport
Cellular component (GO): membrane
Molecular function (GO): transmembrane transporter activity
Source: RefSeq, a predicted model, not a curated record
AUGGAAUCGAAUGGAGACAUCGUCGUGGUGCCUUCGUUGGAAAGGUCCGUCGACGAAAAGGCAGAUAUAGAUGACAAGCAAACAGGUCCUCUAUCGUCUGGGAAUGGAAACGAGCAACGAACGUCGGAUCAAAUACAAGAAAUGUCAAAUGGAAGACUCAUGUUGUUGGCUACGGGUAUGGCGGUGGUAUGGGCAUGCACGUUUUCGACAUCUAAGUUUCAGUCCGCCGCCAUCCUCGAAACUGCAUUCAUUCUUCCCACUGUAGGACGUGAAUUCUCUCUAUCUGAUGCCAAAGCACAAUGGAUAGCAGCUAGUUAUAUGCUUACUUGGGGCUGUUUUCAAGUUAUAGCGGGUAGACUAUGUGAUGUUUAUGGUCAAAAAAGGGGUUUAUUGAUCGGUUGUUUUACAUUCAUCAUUUUUAAUGUGUUAUCAGCUGUCAUGCCUAACGCCAUAGGCCUCAUCAUACUCCGAGGAUUCACAGGACUCAGUUCAGCAUUACUAUUACCCUCUUCAGCUGGAUUGAUAGGGAUCUUGUAUCCGAAAGGAAGGAAGAGGACUUUUGCAUUUACGGUGAUUACUACUGGUGGAGCGGCCGGAGCGGCCGGAGGUGAACUCUUCGGUGGAAUUUUCAUACAAUACACUCGUUGGACCUGGAGAGCAUGUUUCAUGUCUCUGGCAGCGGUCACCAUCUAUCCUCUUAUAUUAGGUUGGUGGUUGAUCCCCGCCGACCCACCAAUAACGUCAAAACUGUCGGUCGAUUGGUUGGGUGCCAUCUCCCUUGGAUCUGGUUUAUUGUUGAUACUUCUUGGAUUGACAAUAUCGGAAACUAGUUCAAAACGAUGGAGCACGCCCUACUUGCCUGCUUUGUUGAUUGGCGGCGUUAUACUCUUAGGGUUCUUCAUCUGGCGACAGAGGUACUUGAUGAGAUGUUCAAGACGAGAAGAGAACAAUAAACCACCGCCUUUGAUACCCUCUUCUUUGAUACUGAAAGACGCGAGGAACGUCUUGAUGAUUUAUCUGGCUUCGGCUUGCACUUGGGCCUAUACGGACGGAGAUGAGUGGUUGGAUCAGAGGCCAAGCUGGGUAUACAGGGUACCGACAUGGGCCCCCGUCAGAAGAUCUGGGGAUCAGACGGUUUUCCUUUCCUUCUUUGUAUUCGUUUCAUACCUUUAUUUCGACGUAUUAAAGCUUAAACCUUUCGACGCGGGGUUGAAAUUGAGCGUGACGUUUUUCAGUGGAUCCAUGGCUGCGUUGGUCGUGGCUCUGAGUAUAUCACACGUUCCUCCAAGAGUUUUGAUGACUUUUGGACGUACACUCUCUCUAAUCUCCCCCAUCCUCUUCGGUAUAAGGAAAUUAGAUUGGAAGUUUUGGCAAUGUGAUCUGUGGGCGUUUCUCUUUGCUGCAUAUGGGACAGAUGCGACAAUAGCUGCUGGAUCAUCUAUAAUCUCUCAUACAGCUUCAGAGGAUGAUCAAAGUGUAGCCGCUGGUUAG